AUGGAUGAAGGCUUUGAUGAAGCCAACCACAGAACUCACGAAUCCACGCUCACGAUCAACAAGACUGAUGUUGUGGUUCUCUCUGAUGGCAAUUUUAGCAACUUCUUGUCCAAGUUCAGACAUGUGAUUGUGGAGUUCUACGCGCCGUGGUAUGAGCACUGCAAAGCCCUCGCGUCGGAGUACACUGCAAUAGCCAUGGCGCCGCUCAAGGAGGAUGUGGUUCUCGCCAAGGUGAACGCUAGGAAGGAGAAUGAGCUAGCACAAUGCUUUGAUGUUCAGGGGUUUUCCACCAUGAUUUUCCUCAUCGACAAUAUGGGCCUCAGGUUCGCUUCUGCCAUAUGCGUCGCUGCCGCCUCAACUAAAAGGUCUCUCUAUCAUGCACUCUUCAACAUGCGACUCAGUGAUCAAACACAAACCCUAAUGAAAACGAACCUGCGAUGGAGGAAGAGAUCUCUGCUGCUCUUGGACAAACUUCUUCUCCGCGUACUCGCCAUUGUCACUGACACCCUUCGCCUCCCCGCCUCCCUCAUUUUCAAAUCAUUUGAGGGGUCGAUUCUUAGGGCUUCCAGUCGUGAGAUGUUGGUGUUCAAGCUUAGUAGAGUUUUGAAUCUACUCAUCCCUUUUUCAAUGAUUUCCAACAUCAAUUUGGAUUUUUCUGGUGAGUAUAGCCUCCUGCUCUAUUCCAGCUUUCGGGACUUUCCGUUCCCAGAUGCAAUCAACAGAUGA
Molecule: messenger RNA, 726 nt
Organism: Zingiber officinale
Lineage: Eukaryota; Viridiplantae; Streptophyta; Magnoliopsida; Zingiberales; Zingiberaceae
Product: protein disulfide isomerase-like 1-4
Exons: 4
Coding region: 1-726 (241 amino acids)
Biological process (GO): response to endoplasmic reticulum stress; protein folding
Cellular component (GO): endoplasmic reticulum
Molecular function (GO): protein disulfide isomerase activity
Source: RefSeq, a predicted model, not a curated record